UAUUGAUUUUUACAGGUUACAGACAGGAACACUCAGUACCAAGGAAUUGUUGAUAAACAAGAAGUGAUAAAUACAAAGAGAAGAGAAGUGCGUUUAAUCUCGUUGAAUAUUAAUUUGUAUUUCAUUUAAAUUUAAUUAUAAACUAAAACAAACCUUUUGAAAAGUUCAGUUUCAUUGUAAUAGCUGGAAAUUAGUACGGUCUUCUUGUUAAGGUGCAUUUACAAACUUUAUCAACAAGGUCUAAACAAUCAUUGAAAAAUCCAUUGAGUUAUGUAGAUUAUUUAUAUAAAUUAUAAGACUAUCUAUUCUGAAAUAUACUUAAAUCAACAUUACUUUAUUCAUUUUUAUAAAAAUGACUAGCUUGAAAAACAUGGCUGAUGUAAAUCCCCUUCCUCCUGGAUGGGAUUGUAAAUUUGAUCAUAUCACAGGAAAGAGGUAUUACAUCAACUAUUUCACCCGUCACACAAGCAUGGAGGACCCAAGAGUUCAAGCUGAAUCCAUUCCAUUACAAGAGUUUUCAUCGAACACGAGGCUUGGUCUUAUGAUGGGAACAAACUCGCUGAAGAGACAGCAAAGUGGAACAGACAGCCAGCAAACGACGAGUACCGAGCAGGCAGUUACCAAGAUCAGUGCCAUGUUUCCCACUGUUACUGAAACACACAUACGGACUCUGCUGCUCAAGUACCACAAUCGGGAGGCUGUGGUGAUCAGUGCUCUGCAAGUGGAGAAGCACCCUCUGACGAUGCCAGGGCCAUACACACCACCUCUAGGGGUCCGUCCACUGCCCGGGGUUGGACUGUAUGCUGUCACUCCCCCUCAUACCCCGCGUAUCAGCCCCUUGCCCCCUCGCCUGGGCUCUGUUGCUGCAGCACCUCGCCCCCACUCAUCCCCCAAGAUGAAGCUGAGGUACCUGAAGAGUGUGUUUCCAGUGGUGGAGGAGACUAUCCUGCUGGAUACUCUGAGCAGCUCAGAUAACAACGUACACCGAGCCACGCAGACACUGAUGACGAUGGGGUUUGACAAGCGAGCAACACCUCCGCCACGAGUGUGUCUACAGCGCCAGACACCUGCUCCCCCACCAUCGCCACCACACACACCCUCGCAUCCCCCACCCAGGAUGAAGAGUGUUGAGGAGAAACAAGACAUGAAGGUGCGGCUGAGAGAGAAGCACCCUGAAAUUGCAGAGCGAGUGGUGUCCAUAGCUCUGGAUAGUGUGGACUUCGACGAGGUCAGGGCGGACCAGAUACUGGGAAUGAUGGAAGAUGACAAACCAGCAGACAGGGACACAGAAUCCAGUGAUGUAGGACAAGAAGAGAUGACAGAGAUUAUAAUUGAAGAACCGUCCCAAGCUCCGUCCCCAGAGUCUGCACCAGAUAGUCCCUCUAAGAGGGAUAAGGAUACAAAUAAGUCAACAGAUACUGUGGAUGGCCGCCGAUAUCGCUCAGCUCUCACCAGACAUGCAGUUGGGCCGAACCCCUCCUUGCGCCAGGGACCCAACCAGGCAUUGUUGCUUGUGACCCUCAGGCCCGACUAUGUGGCGUGGACAGGCAGCAAUACGGGGCUGGCUCGGGGACCCAAUCCCCUCAACCGGGGCUCCCCAGACCCUGCACGAGGACCUGAUCCCAGUCUCCGCAAGGGUCCAAACCGCAGCCUUGCCAAGGGCAGCAUCUACAGCCAAUUAGCUCAGCUCACAUUGGCAGAGUCCAGGGGGAAAUAGCAAUUAUACUUCACUUGGUAAAACAACGGCAGAUGUUCUGGACUGUUCUUGGAGAAUGUUUAAUGACAAUGUCCAGAUCGUGAAGUGUAAACAUUUUAAACUACGUUUAUAAUGUGAUAAGUUGACCAUUUCAGCUCUAAAAAUUAAAUUGUUUUAAAAAUUUUAAAGUGAGGUAGGCCUUACAAAUAAAAAGCAAAUGAUACAAAUAUACUAUCAUGUUCAGGGUGGUAGAAAAGUUGUGUUCUAUUAUAUUGGCUUUUACCUCGCACAUAAAUGGCAAAUAAGAGGCACUUUUCUGCCGAUUUUACUUAUCAUUAUUACAUAUUUGUAACAUAAUAUAUUGUUUCCUUAAUACUCAGUAUUAUGUGAGCCAAAUUGUUAAUAUUGUAAAUUAUAAAGAGAACAAUUUUUGUACAGUAGUGAGAAAACUGAGCAAGCUAAUAUCACAGCUAAUUGCGGUAAUAAAAGGAUGUCUAUUUUCAAACAUAUCUUUAGACCGUAUUAAUUUUCAUUAACCAACAGAAAUGUAAAAGUUUUCUAAACUGCAUGCCAUGUCUUCCAAAUGCUGUACAGUCCGAAUAACAUCAAGGAGUUUUUGUAACCUCGGUUCAAAUUUCAUCCGAUAACAGUGUCUUUUAUCUUUUUAACUUUAAAAGUCUGACUAAGUGUUUAGUACUUAUUUCCAACCAAAAAAGUCUUUACACUACCAUGUGUUUUCAUUUGUUUUGCAACUUGCAGACUAAAUCUUUUGUAAAUCUGCGUAACAAACAUAGUGUCAUGAAAAUGAUUCAAUUAGAUACUGUUAUGUAAUUUUCCACAGUGAAACAUUAAUAUAAUAAUAAAAUUUAAUAACAGAUAGAGUUUUCUUAUUGCUCCAAAAUGUUUUUUGUCUUGAAUCCUACCAUUCAGUUUUGAAACAAUGUCCACAUAUCAUUAUUUUAAAGAGAAAUAUGAAUUAUGUAAAUAUCCACUGUUGGA
Messenger RNA from Homalodisca vitripennis (glassy-winged sharpshooter), 2695 nucleotides. RefSeq lists its product as uncharacterized. Bases 353 to 1717 code for a protein of 454 amino acids. The record is from RefSeq and is a predicted model, not a curated record. Lineage: Eukaryota; Metazoa; Arthropoda; Insecta; Hemiptera; Cicadellidae. Gene Ontology annotation, molecular function: ubiquitin binding. The transcript has 9 exons.